Messenger RNA from Amphimedon queenslandica, 1213 nucleotides. RefSeq lists its product as uncharacterized. Lineage: Eukaryota; Metazoa; Porifera; Demospongiae; Haplosclerida; Niphatidae. The record is from RefSeq and is a predicted model, not a curated record. The transcript is spliced from 2 exons. Bases 54 to 1124 code for a protein of 356 amino acids.
GAAAAGACACAUUGUAAUUAUUAUUUUCCUCUUUCUGUAGGUUUUUGAGAGCUAUGAAGGAAGAGAAUUACAUGGAGUCAUUCAAGACUUUUGUUAUGGACGGUAUUACAAACAUACAAGAACUUAUGAACAAUAGUUUCAUGAGUGAGUAUAGUUCUGUUGAAAUUGGCAUUGGGUGUGGGGUAGCUCUCUUAUCGUGUCUCCUCCUGUACUGUUGUCUUUGUCGGGCAAGAGGGAGAGAUAAAACAAAGAAGGUACGUGUGUUUGGACGAAUCAAAGAAGUGACCGUUCAUCCAGGGGGAGGGGCCAAAAGGAGGGUAGUUUGGAUUGACCCCUUUAGACUAAGUAACGGAGACUUUCAGAGACGGUUUGAAGACGAGUUGACGCAAUUCCUGUACUUCUUAGGCUCUGAAUGUAUCAGCCAUGAUAAGAAGACUCACAUCAUCUUCUAUGAUAAUGAUGGGAAACGAAACGAUAACAAACAAUAUCAACUUGAAUAUCACUGGCUCCUUCGUCAUUUUGCAGCUAAUUCUCGUGAAUACGCCCACAUACUAAUUAAAUCCUCAUGUAAGCAUCAAGAGCUCAUUGAGGCGAGGGAUCCAGGCUGGAGUGCAAGUGAGGUAUUGUACGAAUUGAGAUCCUCUGGAGUUGGUCAGGUCCACACGUCAACUGAUCUACUUGUAUCUUGGGCAUGUCAGGUUAAUGAUAUCUGUCAUGGUCUACGCGACAAGUCGAAUAAGAGAAUAAGCAGAGGGAACCAUUUAGACGAAGCGUUGGAAGGAGAGGCAUCAGCCAGGAUCAGGGACAGUGUCACUAAUGCUAUGAGUGAUGGUAUGACGCUAGCAGAACUUAUGAAAGAAGCUAUAACACCUUUUCCCAAGGCACUUAGGGAUCAUUACCACAAUCUGUGCUCAUUACAAAAAGUCUAUUGUGAGGAGUUCAUUCCAUUUAUUGACAUCAGUCGCAGCAACAAGAGAAGAUUGGGAAAGACAGAAGAUCCUGGAGAAACAAGGGACAUGAUGCAAGAGACACUGGAAGAGAUAGUGAGCGAAGGUGGCAAUGAUAUGAUGGAGAUAAUGGCCAUGUCAGUUCUGCCAAGAUUCAACCGCUACAUUGAAGCAUGAAGGACAAACUGACCUUGUGUACCAUCAAUACUGUCAUUCAGUGUUUAUUGAUUAAUGAAAUAAUAAUUAGUCAAUCACAAAAAUUAAAA